GCCACAGUUGUACCUCACCUGUACGUUCGUCGACGUCUCCACCUCCCUCCCCUCGAAUCAAGAAAGCGUGUUUUCUAUCGCUGCCACACAGGCGUUUCUUCAGCCUUCUCGCCAUGGAUGGCAUGUCGACAUGCUGCAGUCGCAGCGAGUUUAAUCAAUGUGCCACUAAGCUGCAGGACGAGACAGCAUGGGAGCUUCGCACGAAGCAGGACGCAUUCGGCGCGACUUUCCUGUGGCUGGAGGCAACCUACGGCAUUCCUGCUGCAACUUCGUUGGCCGACAACCUUAUAUUAGUUACCGUCUACGCCGUUUACAAUCCCGACUUCCGCGUUCCGCAAUUGGGCUUCUUUACCUCAUCACUGUUGUCUGUCGACGAGCUUCGUGCCGCACUCCCAACUCUCAGCUUUCUAAACGCCGUGCUCGAGAUGUCGAGCGGCGUUGAUGCGGCGUCCACCUGCCCGUUGGUAAGUUGUUCGUGGAAUGACGAAGUCCAGCGACACAUGUGGCUGGUACACCCCUGCGACACGGAGAAUCUGAUACGACGCAGCCGUUACGGCGGGGCCCGAGGCGAUCCUUUGGUAGUUUUCCUACGUGCAAUGACUAGCUAUUUUCCUCUUGCCCCCUCACUCGUCCCCUCUGCUUAA
Leptomonas pyrrhocoris is the source of this 644-nucleotide messenger RNA. RefSeq lists its product as hypothetical. Gene Ontology annotation, molecular function: ubiquitin-like protein transferase activity. NCBI's taxonomy places the organism in Eukaryota, Euglenozoa, Kinetoplastea, Trypanosomatida, Trypanosomatidae. The record is from RefSeq and is a predicted model, not a curated record. The coding region runs from base 114 to 644 and encodes 176 amino acids. The transcript has a single exon.